GCGGGUAGAAAAAGCAGCGACUCAAACUUUAUAGCGACAUUUAUUGUUUUUACAGCACGACAGAAACGUGUUAGGUGGAACAUGAUUCCCACUGCUACCAGGAAGAGGAAGCUCUCCUCGCUGGACUCUGACAGCCACCCAGCCAAGAACAGGGUGAGGGAGGAGUCGUCCCCCGUGAAGAGGAGCUCCCCCAGGAAGCCCCCACAGUCUCCCACCAGGGAGAAGCCAGUUGGGCGCCCGAACAAGGAUAACUGUACCUCGCCUCAGAAAUUUCCCCGUAGAGCAGCAGGCUCUCCAGCCAAAUCUCCUCGUAAAUCUCCAUUCAAACCGUCCAUGGUUACAAGUUCCUUCUAUGGUGAGAGGAAAGCCGUCUAUCUCACUCCACUAGAGAGGAAGGCACUGAAGGACUCUCUGCCAUCUUCUCCUCCUCCUCGUCUCCUUCCUUCCCCUCCUUCCCAGGAGAAAAAGAAGAACAAGAGGAAUGUUAAAGGAGGCAGCAAGCAGAAAAAGGUGGCUGCAGCCUCCAGUAAUGUGGGGAAGACGGCUACCAGAGGCAAGGCGACCUCUUCAAAGACGAUCAAACUGCCCAAACGUAACAUCAGUGUCGCUGCUAAACCAGCGCCCAAUUCAACUGCUGCUUCCGCUAGCAGCAAUAAACCGGCCGAGUCCAGGAAAGCGAUCACCAUCGCUUUCAGCAGCCUGAAGCCCAAACCGAAGAUCUUUGUGGGAGCUGCUUUCUUCAGCACCGGGAACAAAGCAGCAUCUAUGUACAAGAAAUCUGCAACCAGGCCAGCUUCAGUCCCAAAAAGCAAAAUGGUCCAGCUGCAGACACAAAGUAAGAAAUCAAAGCCACCCGCUCCGUUGACGACCCAACAACGGAAACACCCAAAAGAGGCCGAUGUCCAGCCGGUGGAGACGGAGGAGAACCAGCCGAGCACCAAGCAGAGAACAAAGUUUGAUCCGUCAGACUGGAUAGAACCAGUUAACGAACAGCCCGAAACUCCGCAGACAUUCAGGUCUCCUAAAAUGUUGAAAUACGGGAUUACCAAGGAGCUGACGAUUGUGUUGACAAGGACCCCAACAGCAAGUCCUGCAUCCACGGCCGCAUCUCUCAGUCCUCAGGAUGGUGGCUUUGAACUCGUGUGUGACCUGAGUGAGAGCAGUCCCGCCAGUGCUGCCGCCAGCACACCCAGAGAAUCUGCAGCGAUGUAUCCCAUCUUUGGCUCCGCCUCCAAGAGGUUAAAGAAUGCCGCGGUGUCAUGCAGCGCCCCCUCUGUCCCGAUAACGCCCCUACAGACUACGUCUUCACUCAAAGAGCGGCCUGUUCGCCGGAGGAAAGAGAAACAGGAUGACGACCAGCUUAUUAUCGACGCGGGUCAGAAGCAGUUUGGAGCGACGACCUGCAGCUCAUGUGGAAUGGUUUACAGCGCAGACAACCCAGAGGACCAUUUCCAACACACCCAGUUCCACCAGCGCUUCCUCGACUCCAUCAAGUUUGUGGGCUGGAAGAAGGAGCGAGUGGUGGCCGAGUUCUGGGAUGGAAAAAUCCUCCUGGUCAUGCCAGAUGAUCCCAAAUACGCCAUUAAAAAGGCUGAGGAAGUGCGCUGUGUAGCGGACAGCGAGCUGGGUUUCCAGCAGGUGACCCUGAGCAGACCCACAAAGGCCAAAACCUACCUCUUCAUCAACACCGAGCGCAUGGUGGUGGGCUGCCUCGUCGCUGAAUUCAUACGUCAGGCUUACCGAGUCCUCGAGCAGCCGGACCAACAAAAAGACAUGACGAGGGACGACUUCAUGGAGCGACACCGGACCUGGUGCUGCUCCACCGUCCCAGAGCAAGCUCUGUGUGGGAUCAGUCGCAUCUGGGUCUUCAGUCUGGCCAGACGACAGGGCAUCGCGACGCGCAUGCUGGACACUGUCCGGAGCACCUUCAUGUACGGCAGCCAUCUAACCAAGGAAGAGAUCGCUUUCUCUGACCCUACGCCCGACGGCAAACUGUUUGCAACCAAGUACUCCAACACACCGACCUUCAUGGUUUACAACUUCGUUGCAUGAAGUAGAUACAUGGAUUAAAGGUGUAUUACUGUUUAACCGACUCGUUGAAUUAGACGUACUGCAUAUUAACAGAUCUUCCGGCAAUUGUUAAACUGUUUCAUAUGCAAAGCAAUGACUGUUCAGGUUUAUGUUGAUUAGGCUUUAGUUGUUUGAGUAAGCUCCAGCUGAAUAGCUGUAAUACAUUCCGUGUUCAGGAUUAAGUCGAGUUUUAAAGGUUCAUGAAGCACCUGUUUCCACUUAGUAUUUAUGCUCUAAUUUACUGUUGAAUGUUUUUUAUUGGCGGCUUUCUAUGCAGAUGUUUAUAUUCUGCCUGAGGAGCUUGGAAUUGCAGCGACUGAAACUGUCCCAUUUUUGCAAAGAUACCAAAAGUUUUUUUUGAUCGAAUAUUCAGAGGUUCAUUGUUCUUUUUUUCUAGACAAGAAAAUGUUUAUGAAAGAGUGAAGCCUUCAUCGUUUAGGGGCAGUCUACUUUGUAAAUAUACUUUAAACGUUGACUUUUGUUUUAUGAUAAUAAACAUGUUUCUUGAAAAUGUUUCAGAUUGUACCCGAACAGUUAAUUUGAGGAGGGACUAUCAUGUGUAUCUGCGAAUGGAGAUCAAAGUAGCU
Messenger RNA from Anarrhichthys ocellatus (wolf-eel), 2657 nucleotides. RefSeq names its product N-acetyltransferase ESCO2. Gene Ontology annotation, molecular function: protein-lysine-acetyltransferase activity. Gene Ontology annotation, biological process: mitotic sister chromatid cohesion. The record is from RefSeq and is a predicted model, not a curated record. The coding region runs from base 82 to 2052 and encodes 656 amino acids. NCBI's taxonomy places the organism in Eukaryota, Metazoa, Chordata, Actinopteri, Perciformes, Anarhichadidae. The transcript is spliced from 15 exons. Gene Ontology annotation, cellular component: chromatin; nucleus.